This is a messenger RNA of Erinaceus europaeus (western European hedgehog), 3017 nucleotides long. RefSeq names its product small integral membrane protein 19 (gene SMIM19). The coding region runs from base 139 to 462 and encodes 107 amino acids. Lineage: Eukaryota; Metazoa; Chordata; Mammalia; Eulipotyphla; Erinaceidae. The record is from RefSeq and is a predicted model, not a curated record. The transcript is spliced from 4 exons.
GCAGGAAAUGACGAAAGCAGAGUCGUCCGGGUCCGUUCGGUAACCGGCUCCCGCGCGCCCGGCCCCGACUCCGGGGGAAAGAGUCCCGAGCGGAGCUGCCUGGCCGCGCGCGCCGCCUCUGGAGCCAAAGCAGCUCCCAUGCCUGAGGGUUACGGAGUGAUGGGUGACGAUGAUUCUAUUGACUACAGCGUGCAUGAGGCCUGGAAUGAAGCCACCAAUGUUUACUUGGUAGUGAUCCUUGUUAGUUUCGCUCUCUUCAUGUAUGCCAAAAGAAAUAAAAGAAGAAUUAUGAGGAUUUUCAGUGUGCCACCUUCUGCAGAAAAUUUAUCAGAGCCCAAAUUUUAUGACACAAUAAGCAAAAUUCGUUUAAGACAACAAUUAGAAAUGUAUUCCAUCUCAAGAAAACAUGACUACCAGCAACCACAAAAUCAAAUUGACAAUAUACAACUCUCAUUGGAAUGAAAUCUCAAAAAAUGAACAACAUAAGUAAUUGUUACAAAUCAAGUCCCCAGUGCUUUCUGUUAAAUCAUAAACUGCUUUUUUAAAAGGCCUGAGAACAGAAAACCUUCAUACACCUAGGAAGAUGUAAGCAGAGAGUUGUGAUGGUCAGUGAUCUUACCUUGUGGUAAAAACUUUUCAUUUCUUCAGGAUACAAUCAGGACAAAGAAGAGGAAAAAAAUCACGUCUUUGGAAGCAAGAAUCCAUAGCUUAUGAUACUAGACUUGAAUAUUUUUUUGCUCAAUUGAAAAAAAGAAAAAUUCAGUCAUGGAAAGUACUUGCUCUUACUUUGUAUUGUGUAAUAAAUGUAAUUAAUUUUUUUAUUAAUUUAUUAUUGGAUAGAGACAUACAGAAAUUGAGAGAGACAGAGAGACAUCUUCAGCCCUGCUUCACCAUUCAUGAAGCCUUCCACCUGCAGAUGGGGACCAGGGGCUUGAACCUGGGUCCUUGUGCACUACAGUGUGUGCGCUUAACCAGGUGCACCACCGCCUGGCCCUGAUAAAUGUAAUUUGACUAACAGAUCACCUGUGUCCUUGUUACUGCUGUUACUGUUUAAUUGCAUUAACUAACUUUGCUUCUUCAGAAUUUGCAUAAUUGACUAUCUUUUCUAUGUCAUGAAGCAUAAUCAUUUUGAAGACUUUAUAUGACUGAGAUAUUUCUCCUUAUUGCAUUCCCAGAAACUUAUUAUUAUUAUUUAAUCACACAGUUUCUUUUCUGCCAGAAUGAUCUUCUUAAAGUCAUCCUAUGGUCAUUCUGCUGAAUAAAUGUCAUGUCUAAAUUAGUGUAACUUGCUUAUCCAUGAUAGGACCACCAGUAUUUAAUGUAACUGUCUGAUUACUUAUACUUUUGUAGCAUGAUAAACUUCCCUAACGACUCUCAUAUCAUUUGCCAUUGUAUACUGUACAAUGAAAUUUUUUAUCCUAAUUUUGCAUAUAUAUUUCUACAAUAGUUGGUUGGAGGUUGUGACUAGAAAGGUUGUAACUGUCCAGUAAUUCUUUUCUUUUCCUUUUUUUUUUUUCCACCAGGGUUAUUAUUGGGGCAUGGUAUCAGCACUACAAAUCCAGCACUCCCCAGUGGGUAUUUUUCCUUUUUUUUUUUCUUCUUUCUCUUUUCUUUCUGUUUUGCCUUUGAUAGGACAGAAAGAAAUUGUGAGAGGAGGGGAAAUAGAGAGAGAGAGAAAGAGAGAGAAAGUUAAGACUCACCACUCGUGAAGCUUCUUCCUUGCAAGUGGGGACCAGGGGCUUGAACCCAGGUCCUUACACUUAGUAAUGUGUGCGCUUAACCAGGUGGGCCAAUGCCCAGCCCCCAAUAAUUCACUUUUUAACCAAGCUAUAGUUAUUUUUAAGAAUUAGUGUUUCAAUCAUUAUUUCCUUUUCCCUUUGUAAUUAUGAAGAAUAUAAACUUUAGUGUGUGUACUUAGCCAGGUGAGUCACCGCCUGGCCCCUCAAAUAUAGACUUUAAAUGAAAAAUUUUAGAACAAAUAAAAUCAUUUGGAAAAGUUGCAUUUACUUUCUAAAUCUAAUUAUAUAAAUAAUAAUAUAUAUAUACAUACAUACAUAUAUAUCAAGGUAAAUUAUUGGCCAAAUCAAAUAGUUCUCUCUUACAAAUGAGUUUGAAUUCACUGCCUAUACAUACAUUGUAUGUAUAUGAUCUGUCUGCAAAAUGAAAUUGUAAACAGUCAUAAUUAAGGAACCAGGAUGAGCAGAAUGGCGUGGGGGGACAAUCUUUAUUUAUUUAUUUGUUCCAUUUUGUUGCCCUUUUUUUUUUUUAUUGUUGUAGUUCUUAUUGUUGUUAUUGAUGUCGUUGUUGGAUAGGACAGAGAGAGGAGGGGAAGACAGUGGGGGAGAGAAAGACAGACACCUGCAGACUUACUUCACCACCUGUGAAGCAACUCUCCUACAGGUGGGGAGCCAGGGUCUCAAAUUGGGAUCUUUAUGCCGGUUCUUGUGCUUUGCGCCACCUGCACUUAACCCGCUGUGCUAUCGCCCGAUUCCCAAAUCUUAAAUUUUUAAGAGAAACUAUAUAGUUCCACAAGCAGAGAAUAUGUUUAGGUGAUAGUGGUUUUACUUGGUGUCAGUGGUGAGGCAUGAUCUGGACAAAUUAUAAAAACUGGCAGAUUAUUUGUAAAAUUAUAUCUAUAAAUGCAUUUAACUGAAACUGACUACGUUUUAUUUGCAUCCACUAGUUCAAGAAAUGCAUAACUGAAAACUAGUAGAUCAUUCCCUGAGCAGCAAAUCUUGGCAAGUGAAUGGAUGAAUUCCUCCUAGGUUUUUUUUUUUUUCCUCCAAAACUAGCUGAUGAGAACCACACCCCCCUCUGACAGGAACAACAGCAAGUCCAGCUUUGAAGUUUCUUCAUUGCUUCAACAGCUGAGCUGGGAGAGGGAUGGAAGCCCUGCAGCCACACUUCAAAGCAACACCAGCUGAUUGUCCUGCUUCUGCCCCUGAAUCCACUGAGGAUUCAGUGGAACUGUUUUCUUUGGAAGAGAAUUGGAAUGACUAAUAAACUGGUAACUAACA